Messenger RNA from Cuscuta campestris, 2876 nucleotides. The record is from the annotation of a GenBank genome assembly. NCBI's taxonomy places the organism in Eukaryota, Viridiplantae, Streptophyta, Magnoliopsida, Solanales, Convolvulaceae.
UCCGCGAUCAAGUCUCAGAGCUUUCACCGGUCAAGUUCCUUCUCUUUCGCUAUCCAGCCCUCCGAGCCAAGUAAGUUUCCCCUUCCUUCUCUACUUUCCCGGUCAUGUCUUCUCUUAGCGAUAGGAUCUCUUCCUCAGAGGACUGCUCCUCUAAGGACUCCAACUCCUCUUCCUCGACCGGGUCUUCUUCUCUUGACUCCACGCCCGGUCAAGUUCCCCAGUCCUCUAUUCCUGACCCGCAUCCCGUUAAUCAGAUGCCCGGUGAAACUUUCGUGGGGAGGGAUGACCCGGUCAAUGACGAACCAGGCCCCUAUGACCUUGAACACGAAACCCGGGAUGCGUGGGAGGAGCGGCUUCAUGCUGCCGGUUACUUUCCGCUUCCCACUUUCUACGUCCUUGACAUACCUUCCCGUGUAUCUAAAAUUGCCUUAAACAAAAUCCGUAGGAGGCUCCCGGAUGGGUAUACCCUCCUCUACGAACCUAACUGGCCCAAUAUCGUUGAACCCCACCGGGAGGAUAGGAUAGGGUUCCAUACCAUUUCCCUGGAUGCGGGCAUAGUUUUUCCCCUUCGCCCCCUCCUUACUGAAGUCUGCCAUGCGUUUAGGAUUUUGCCCGGCCAAAUAACUCCUAACGCCCACCGGUACCUUCAUUCCUUCGUAAAUAUUUGUACUCAUCUGAAAAUUUUUCCCUCUUUGCGUCUUUUCCUUUUCUGCUUCGAAGUCCUACCGGGCGGAUCCGGCUGCGAAGGUUUUGUAUUCUUCAAAGCCCGUACCGGUAGGAAGUUCAUUUCCGAAGUCCCCCAGAGUAACCGGGGAUGGAAGGAAAAAUUUGUUUUCAUCGAGUUCCCCCCCUUUGUCACCCCUUUCGCUGGUCUGAGGUGGAAUGACCACCUCCUCGACCAAGAGUACGCUGCACCGGCUUCCUCCCCUGACUUGGAGGCGAGUCUUGAAGUCCUCAUGCGCGGCGAUCCAUACACCGGGAGGGUCUUCCACUACGGCAGCUGGGUCUGGAGGGUCGAGUCGGGUGGUGAGGGUACCUCCCAGGCCCAUGAAGCAGCGGGGCGCGGGGUACCCUCCCCGGGCAACACUGCGGAGGCUGAGGGCAACUCCCACCCAGAUAUGGAGUUUGAGGAGUUCGCCAUCCCUGACGACCAACCAGCCGGGGAGACCGGGGGCUCCCAAGCCAAUCUUGCCAGGACUUUCCCGGUCAAUCCAGAGACCGUGGAAAUCCUGGAUGAAGAUGAGCCCCAAGACAACCAGUCUAAGGGGAAGGAAAAAGAAAAGGCCGGUCGUCGGGUGAAGAAGGUGGCCACCACGCACCCUUCUUACGCCAAGAAGAGGGCUAGGCCGGAUUCUGAACCGGCCGGUCAGACCAUCGAAGAAGCCUUCAUCAAUCUGGGGCUGAGGCUGAAGGAGGCGGGGGAGAUUGGGCCACAUACAGCAGAUCGGUUGGGGAUGAGUUCCCCUUCCGAAGUCGACCGGCUGAGGAGGGAGAAAGAAGAGAUGGCCCUCAUCUUGAAGAGCCAGGCUGACGAGCUAAUCAGGCUGUCUGGGCUAGCCGGGGCCAUGAAGACUGAGAUCUCCCAGCUGAAGGAGGAGAAUGGCCGGCUUAUGGAUGAAGCCUCUGAGGCCAAGAGGGAAGCAGCGGAGAAGGAAGAGACCUUCCCCGGGCGCGCAGUCGCCUGGGUUGAAGAGAACAAGGUCGUUGCUGCCCGGGUGAUGACGGCGACGCCGGAGAUCGCGAUGGAGUCCUUCAGGCUUCUGUACCGGGAGCCUGAAGGAAGGAAAAUGAUCACCGCGAUUGGAUCCUUUGGAUUCAAGAGCGGUCAAAAGAAGGAUCGGAUCGCCUCUCACCGGUAUGACUUCUUCAAUUGUAUGAUUGUUGCUGAUCAAGAAUCUGGUCGUGAUCAUGAAGGUAUUGUUUUUCAGAAAAAUGCAGGGAGGUGUGAUCAAAAUCCUCUAUUCGUUGAGUCUAAUGCCACUCCUGUGAAGAGCCCAUCAACUGCUCAAGUGGAUGAAGAGGAUUAUAUGGGUGAUGAUAAUGAUGAGUUAAAAGAGGACAAGUGCUUUAUUCGGAGGGAUGAUCCUUCUUCUGAUACGUCUUUUGGCAAUGAGGUAGACGCGACAUUGGAUGGUGGCUUUGAAGAUGGAUCGGAUUUGGCCAUCGGACUUGAGUUUGCUGACAAAAGAGAGUUGAAGAAGAAGAUGGCUGAUGUUUCCAUACAAGGACAUUUUGAAACAAAGACUGUGAAGAGCGACAAGAAGAGGUAUCACAUCACUUAUAACUUGAGAAAGCGUUUUCCAAAGAUGUGCAAAAAGGGGUUGGAUAAACGUUUUGAGGACCUUGCAAAUGCAUACACCAAACGAUCAUUCAAGAGGUUGUAUGGCAACUUGAAAGUAAGGUACCCAACUGCUGGCAAUUACAUUGAUAAGAUCCCAAAGAAAAGAUGGGCCAUGGCGUAUUUUGAAAUAAACUGGUACCAAAUCAUGAUGAUAAAUGGCGCCGAAUCAAUCAAUAGCGUGUUGACGGACGACAAGGAACUUCCUAUUGUUGCACUUUUUAAAGUAGUCUAGAACAUGACUUCAAGGUGGCAUGGAAAAAGGCAACAAGAGUUAAGGUCUCUCGAUGAGUCAAAUCCCCCUGUUACCCCAGCUGUUGAAGCUCAAAUGCGCAAGAGAUUCAACACUGCCUUGCGUUUGGAGUGUCAUCAGUUGAAUCAUUACGAGUUUGAAGUCAAGGGAGUGCACUCUGACCAUGUCGUUCAUCUUUCAAAUAAAACUUGCACCUGCCAAGUGUUUGACAAGGAUAAGAUACCUUGCGUGCAUGCACUCACUUGUUCAGAACGCACACCUGUGUAAUAAAUUCUACACAAAGGA